GUGCCUCCUGAAACAAAUGUUCUUUGAUCUAUCUAUUCACAGCCGGCCUUGUUCCAUUCACUGGCUGGCGCUGUCAAAGACUGCCUGAGACAAUGGGUUUGUGAAUAUUAGUAGACGGCGGUCCAACCACUGUUUUCGAGAAGUCGUGUCGCAUCAAUAUCUGCUCCAACAUAGCUUUGACAGCGCAGGGCGUAGUCAACGAUUCGAAAUUUCAAGAAGAACAGAGCAAUCGAGAAGGUCCCGAGCAAACCAUACCGCUAACAGACAUGCAUCUCCGCACGGUCCACCGUAGCAAUUAUUACUCAGCUCCGGCACAGUCGACGCUGGCUCGUCGAGACUCUAGCGGCGGCGACAACCUCUGGCAGGUUGUUGUUGCUCCUGUAGCGAUCGUCGUCUCGAUCAUGCUUCUAGUAUGUCUUGUCGUUGGCUUUGUAAAGUCGCGAAUCUCUCGCAAGCGCAAGUUCCGCGGUCAGUUGCAACAUCUGCAAAGCGGGAGCUUGAGGCAGAAGAAGCGCAAGACGAAGGCCCAAGCCCACACUCAUCAUGAUGGGAAUGACCAGAUCGAGAUUGGCUAUCCAGACGCUCCCGCUCCUACGCAUGCGAGAGUAUGGAGUCGGGCCGGUUACAGCGAAUACCAGUCCACGUUCCGAGCUACUCCAGAAAAUCGAUCUUCGAGUGGGUGGUCUACUUACAGUGGCCAGCUUACCACUGGGCACCAGUCGCGAGGAUCUGACGGGUUUGAGCCUGCACCCACACGCUCAACGUAUCGACCCUAGAAAUGGCGGCGAAGGUGGUUGGUCUUUGGAUCGUGGAGGAAUUCUGGUCGGCGGCGGUGGUGUUGUAGCAUGAGAUAUAGCAUCAAAUUGAAAGCGAGCGGCGUGCGAUACCCAAUGUG
Molecule: messenger RNA, 895 nt
Organism: Pseudocercospora fijiensis CIRAD86
Lineage: Eukaryota; Fungi; Ascomycota; Dothideomycetes; Mycosphaerellales; Mycosphaerellaceae
Exons: 1
Coding region: 267-776 (169 amino acids)
Source: RefSeq, a predicted model, not a curated record